AUGGUCGUCUUGCCAAGAAGCGUACCAGCAACGCUGGUAGCCUCGGUGCUUGUCUUGGCCGCAUCUACCCUGCCAGCUGCCCAGGCCGCAUGCGAGUGUGGCUACAGAGAUCCACUCACAGAUGCGGUGUGGACAGACCGAGCCAUCACCUACUUCAACGAGUCCGGCCUCAACGAUGUCGUGACCAACCCCGCCGUGUCUCCGCGCAUGUACGGCGGCGAUACUGCCGGAGAGACGGGCGACGGACAGCAGGCAUGGUCGCUCGUUGGCAACCUGCUCAACAAGUGGGAGAACAGCUUCGACGCCACAUACCGCAGCGCCGUGAGCUACAACAACACUUUCCUCGACGACAAUGCCUUGGCGCUCCAGGUUUCGCCUGCCGAGCUCACACACCGCAUUGUCAACGGCUCUCAAAUUGUCACCCGCAGGCGCGACAUCCUCUACGGCUCCUUCCGUGCCCAAGUGGAGCCUGCCGUCUCGCGAGGUCGCGGUGCGGCGUUCAAGUUCAGCGCCGCCUACAACGACUCCGAGACGGUCAACAUUGGCAUCUUUACAUCCGACGACCCUGCCAAUUCGACGCUGCAAUGGUCGUACUCUACCUAUGGCCAGGGCGACGAGCCCGUCAAGCUCAACGUCUCGUCGCUCGGAACCGAGGACUACCUCGAGCACCGCUUCGACUGGCAGCCCGAGAUGAUCCAGUGGCGCAAUGCAGCCUCCAACGAGAGCGCCAACUUCCACUCGGUGCAGAAGGGCGUCAACGCCACGCGCAUCCCGCUCACGCCCAUGCCGAUCAGCUUCCAGGCGUGGGCCAACGGAGAACACUCGCAGUCGCAGGGCCCGCCGCUUCGCCAGCCGCUGCUGACGCACGUGCGCUACGCGCGCUUCUUCUUCAACUCGAGCCUCGAAGAGCGCCAGUCGCAGUUCGACUCUCAGUGCUCCGCAGUUGCCUCGAACGCCGACGCCAUCUGCAGCACCGACGACUUUACGCUGCGUGACAGCACGGCCUUCGACCUGGCUGCGCUCAACAAGAUCAAGCCUGCCAAGAAGCCGUUCCAUGCGCCGCUGUACGCUGUCAUUGUCAUCUCGAUCGCUUCGGGCAUCUUUAUCAUGACCAUCGCUCACGGUCUCGUCGUGCGCUCCAUCAAGGCCAAGGACAAGAAGCGCGCUGCCGCCGUCGCUGCGCAGGAAAAGGCACGAGAGGCUUCGAGUGCCGCCUCUACCACGUCGUCGGACGAGCGAUCGUUUGGAUUCGUGCCGCCCCCUGCCAUCGCAUCGCUGGCCACGAGCGGCUCGUUCAGCGACACGCCGCCGCACACCCCCGUGGACGCCGAGAGCAUCGAUGACAAGGCGCACCUCUUCGGCGCCUCUUCCACUGGCACGCCCGGCACGAUUAGCCCGAUCAACGGCGCAUCAACCCUUGCCACUCAGCCUGUUCAGCUGUGGACCUCACCUGAUCUGGUGUACGGUUCUGACUCGGACUCGGACGAUUCCAGCGAUGAAGACGACAACUCGGAUGCGCGCUCGUACAGCAGCGUCUUGGAGCUCGAGGCGGCGCCCAAGGGACUUCUUCCUCGCUACGGCUCCGUGACCAGCCUCAAGGCACCCGGCGCACUCAGCGGGACCGCCACGCCGGUGCUCGCAGGCGGCGCCGACACGCCGAGGUGGAUCGAAGACAUGAAGCGCGCCCAGGCGCUUCCGUACGUGGCGCCUGGCUUCGCUGCGGAUCAGCGCUCCUCGGUCUACUCGCACAGCUUGUCGGGUCACAAGGACGUCCCGAGUGGAAGCACCAGUCAAGAUGGCAACUACGACGAGGUGGAGCUGGUAGGAGACGAACACGAUGCCAAGGGCUACUCGCACUCGCGCGAGUCGUCGUACUCUGGCUACCCGCCCGUGGCCUCGAGCGUAGGUCACUCGACGCACAUGACGCACGACCAGCUGCUGGGCAUGCAGCAUCUGCGCAACGGCUCGUUCUCGUCCGAACGCAGCGGACUGGCACCUGCGUCGAUGUACGACUUCCAGCACGAAGGCACUUCGCGGGCCGGCUCGAUUUACGAGGGCUACGGCUCCGAGGCGCACGAGGCGUUCCAGCGUCCGCAGAUCAUCCAGUGGCAGCAGCGAGACCUGAACGCUGCCGACGGCGAGGUGGGUGCGCUUGCCAAGCCCGAGCUGGGAGAUGCUGUGGGACGCAAGGCUCGCGACGGCACCAAGGGCACGGUCAAGCCGCCCGAGUCGAUGGUGCAGGCGUGUGUGCGUCGCGUGAACGAGCUGCUCUUCAUCAAGGGCACGACGCAGCUCACCUCGACGGGCGCGCGUAGGAUCGACUACCUGGACGGCAUGCGAGGAUUUGCGUGCUUCCUGGUGUCGUUCCACCACUUUAUGCUCAUCUACUACUUUGGCAUCACCACGCCCAAUGCGCCGCACCACUAUCCGCGCUUCGAGUUCUGGUUCCGCUCGCUCAUCGGUCCGAUCGUCGUCAACCAAGGUUUGAAGCUGGGCAUCUUCUUCAUGCUGCCCUCGCGUACGAUGACCAACCGAUACUUGCUCAAGGGUGGCCUGCAGAGUAUGGCGGAUGCGACGGUGCGACGUAUCCCGCGUCUGGCGCUGCCGGUGGCGGGAGCGGUGCUGGCCAACUACAUGCUGAUGGACAUCGGUGCGUUCAAGUGGGUGCCGCGACUGGCGUCGAGGACGUGGUCGACGUGGUCGUACUGGCAGAACUUUGACAACGUCAUGGUUUUCCUCGAUGCAUUCAUCUCGCUGUGGUGGUCGUCUCCGCCCGUGCAGCCUGCGCUGGUGACGGGCUAUGCCACGGGUGUGUUGUGGACGAUCCCGGUGAUCGUGCAGGGUACGUGGACGUGCAUGAUCUGCGCGCUGAUUGCGCACGAGAUCAAGAACGCCUACAAGCGCUUCUCGUUCUACGCGCUGUGCAUCGGGCUCAGCUGGUACGCCAACACUUGGGAUCUCUUCUUCAUGGCCGGUCUGGUGGUGGCGGAUCUGGACAGCAAGCUCAACUACCAGGCUCGGGCCAAGAAGGGCUUCCCCAUCGUUCCAGGCUUCUUGCGACGUGCGCUGCACCUGCCCGAAAAGGUGGACAAGCUGCGUGUGCAUGGUCAGGUGUUUGCCUGGGUGCUCUUCCUGGCCGCCUGGACGCAGCAGUACCUCUCGCAGAUCCCGACCUCGCCGGGAGUGGGAUUCGACAACAAGGAGUACGAGCUGCAUCCGGACUGGUCGCGCGAGCAGCCGCAUGCGUGGUUGGAAAACACGAGCAUCAGCUACACGGAUCCGCGCGUGGCGUCGUGGGUGCUGUCGUUUUCGUUCUUCCUGCUGACGGAUCUGUCGGAUCUGCUGCGCGCCUUCUUCAGGCUGCGUGUGUGGUCGUACAUCGGUCGCCACGCGUUUGCCGUCUUCCUGAUGCACGGUGUGGUGUGGUGGACGUGGUCCGCAUGGCUCUGCCUCACCAUGCUGGCGGCUGGUGCGCCGUACUGGGCGACGAUCCUGGUCGUGUUCGUGACGUCGUAUGCGAUGCUCAUGCUCGUCUGCGAGUGCUUCACUGCAACGUUCGACUACUGGGGCGGCCUCAUCUCCAAGGCCGUCUGGCGCGCCACCUCGGGUGGUCUGGGCAGGAAGGACUAA
Molecule: messenger RNA, 3630 nt
Organism: Moesziomyces antarcticus
Lineage: Eukaryota; Fungi; Basidiomycota; Ustilaginomycetes; Ustilaginales; Ustilaginaceae
Product: endo-1,3-1,4-b-glucanase
Exons: 1
Coding region: 1-3630 (1209 amino acids)
Biological process (GO): carbohydrate metabolic process
Molecular function (GO): acyltransferase activity, transferring groups other than amino-acyl groups; hydrolase activity, hydrolyzing O-glycosyl compounds
Source: RefSeq, a predicted model, not a curated record